UACUCUCUUUCGCUUUUGCGUUUUACUAAACUUGAGUUGGGGUGUCUGAUCACGUUAUUUGUUGAACCUUUGAACUUCCAAGCGGGAAAACCCCGAUUCACAAAACCCCACGCUAUCAUCAGUCCAAAUGCAGGGACCUCACUUGGUUGCAAGAGGGUCUGUUAGUGUGACAUUUCAAACGUCAAAAGCUAUUUCAGUAACGAAAAUCUUGAUCUGUGCGCCCCAAACUUGACCUUAUUUUUAAGGCCAUUUAGCUCAAGCGGUUAAAAUUAGGAAGUUUUAACGAAAAUGUUAUGGUACUGUUCACUUUAAUGAAAAACCACAUUUUUACACUAAAAAGUCAAACUUGGUACUAUUCAUUUUACACUUUAUUUUGGUCUUAUUGUUAAAACUUAAAGUUUUCAAAUCCUUUUCAUUAGUUUUUCUUUAAAAUUUAGUCUCGUUACUUAAUACAUUAGGUCACAGGCUAGGCCAGAGAAUUCAUGAUGAAAGAAAAACAUGAAAAUCAAAGUGAGCAGAGAGGAGGAAGACAAACAUAAAGAUUUAAGACUUGUUUGCAAGUGUUUUUAAAUUGACGGAGAGUGCAUUUAAAGAAAUGUUUGUGGGUUCCAAAAAAACUUGAAGUGCUUCUAAAAGCAUGUGUAAACAAGCUUUUAAACUAUGAAUCUUCUCAAGAUCUUUAUGUCUGAAUUCUUAUAAUUUGGUUCAUUACUAACCACUCCAUGAUAAAGACUGAUUAACCCUAUCUCCUUUAUAUUUAUAUUAUAACUCUUCUUAUUUCUCAGUGUUUUAGGUACUAAUCCCACUUUAUAAUGUCAUCCAUUCCUUUGUCCAAUCACAAAUUAGUAUAUUCUAUCCCUCUUCUCACCAACAAAUUUCAUCUUUCCAGAGCUUCUUCUAAGAAUUUGAUUCGUUUUCGACAUCGAAUCAGACUCACAUUGAGCUGAAUUCAUACCAGUACUGGUUGCUUGGGUGAGAAGUAAGUUAAUAAAUUAUUAUGCUCCGAUGAGUGACAAAAUUGGAGGUGUUGCAGCGCAGAUUGUGGCAAUGGCGAUCUUCAUGUCAGUAAUAUUGUUGUUUUUGGGAAUCGGAUUCUUGAUCUUAGUCCAUGUGUGGAUCGUUGGGAGGGCUUUCAGAAGAGGAGGACUUGGCGGCAAUGCCUUAACGGCAGCUGCCAUCGCCGCCGGCAGAACUGCCACCAGUGGAGCCGCCACAACGUGCAUGUCGAAAGACGAAGUGGAGAAGCUUCCAAGCUAUGAUUACGAAGCUAAUUACAAAAGUAGCCCUGUGGAUUGUGCAGUGUGCUUGGACAACUUCAAGAUGGGCGAGAAGUGCAGGCUGUUGCCCUUGUGCGGGCACAGCUUCCAUGCCCAUUGCGUUGAUGCGUGGCUUUUGAGGACACCGAUUUGUCCGAUAUGCCGGGCCCGAACUGGCACUGCUGCUGGUUUGGCCGGGAAGGGAGUGCCGGUUGCCGAUGCCGGCGUUGAAUUAACGGAGAGUCAAACAAGUGGAAGCGGGCAUUUGAGUGAUGCUAGAGUUGACUUGGGGGCGAGGCAGGCAAUAGAAAGUGGGCACUCGUCACCUGAGUGAUGGUAUCGUAAAGCAAUGAGUUUUGAGAAAUAAGCGAAAGGAAAGUGUAAUUCACACACUUAUUUAUACCUCUCACACAUUUUUAUUUAUUUUUUGUCAUUAAUUUUCUUCAAUUCAUUUGAUUUGAAGUCCAAAAAUUAAGAAGGAGUGUGUGAAAGUACAAAUGAGUGUGUGGAUAGCAUUAUAACCAAAACUUGGCGAUUUGAGACCAAAUGAGUUUAGGUUGAGAAUCUGUAUAAGAUAAUUUACAUGUAACAUACCAAUAUAUAGUUUUGAAAGUUUAACAGUUAGCGUACAUUUUAAGUACCUCAAAUUUAUCUGCCAAAGUC
Molecule: messenger RNA, 1919 nt
Organism: Pyrus x bretschneideri (Chinese white pear)
Lineage: Eukaryota; Viridiplantae; Streptophyta; Magnoliopsida; Rosales; Rosaceae
Product: RING-H2 finger protein ATL39-like
Exons: 1
Coding region: 1006-1590 (194 amino acids)
Source: RefSeq, a predicted model, not a curated record